AUGCGGGUGAGGGUGGUGCUGCUGCCGAUGGACCUAUCCAUCAAAUGCUGUCAAUUAACACGUCCCAGUUUGGACAAAGGAUUAACCGAGUGCCGGAGGUCCCUUAACUUGCCCAAUCAUCGAAAAUUCAGCUUUGCCGAACUCUACACGAUCAAUAUGUGCAUCGAGGAGUGCAACUACAUCAGCUCUGGCUACAUUGAAGUCGAUCCACCUUAUCGAUUAGAUCUGGCCAACAUCCGGAUCAAUCUAAAGACCAUCAUGCCACAACCGCAGCUGGAAUCGAUUCCCUUCAUGGUGGAUGCGUACAACAAAUGCGAAAUAUUUCGAUCGCUGCACGGCGGUCGGUUCACUCUGCACCUGCCCGAUAUCGAUUUCAUCGAGGAAUCCUGCAAUCCCUUCGCCCAGCAGCUCACCAUCUGUGUGCGAAUCCACGCGAUGCAAAAAUGUCCCGGUCGGUUCUACGUGGACAGCGCGGAAUGCCGAUUGGCCAGGGAUUACUUCACCCAGUGCGUUGGUGAUAUCGAAGCGAAUCUCGCUUAG
Messenger RNA from Drosophila serrata, 540 nucleotides. It is a transcript of the gene Obp85a, whose product is annotated as Odorant-binding protein 85a. The record is from RefSeq and is a predicted model, not a curated record. Lineage: Eukaryota; Metazoa; Arthropoda; Insecta; Diptera; Drosophilidae.